Molecule: messenger RNA, 972 nt
Organism: Penicillium waksmanii
Lineage: Eukaryota; Fungi; Ascomycota; Eurotiomycetes; Eurotiales; Aspergillaceae
Product: phytanoyl-CoA dioxygenase family protein
Exons: 4
Coding region: 1-972 (323 amino acids)
Source: RefSeq, a predicted model, not a curated record
AUGCCACCUGGUCGUCUUGCUUCGCCAUCUCUAGAUGCCCCUACUAGGCUUCCCACUGAGAAGUCUUCUCUAUCGACAACCUCGAAGCCUGCCGCUAAUGAUACAUAUGGCUCGUACUAUCCGGUAGACCCCGAUAAACUGAGCCUGGAAUCUAAUUUCGGUCCCAUGGAUCCUGGGAGCGUCAGGUUUCUCCAACCAACCUCAGCCGAAACGCCUCUUGAUAUCAUGCACGAACGGUUUGAGCGUGACGGGUAUUUAUUUGUCAAAGGAUGUAUUUCCAAAGAAGCCUCUCUCAAAUGUCGCGAAGCCUAUUUCAACCAUAUGGCGCCUAGUGGUUUGUUGAAAGACGGCACCGCACCCGUGGAAGGCAUCUUCUCCCACAAGGAUAGUCGAAAAUAUCUACCUCCAGGAAACCUACGUCGCCUGUUCGGCUUGAAAGACGACGUCGAGAGUGAAAAGUAUCUAAAUUUGAUGAUAUCCGCCCACGAAGCACCGUUCUAUCUCGACCUAUGCGCCAACCAAGAACUACGAGACUUCAUCACACGCUUUAAUGGUUGGGAAAACCCACAAAUGCUCCAGCGGACCAUGCUUCGCGCCUUUGUUCCUAAUAGCGAGCUGACGCCGGUCCACUUUGACCAAAUGUACCUUCGAGCCGGUCCGCCCACAAGCUUGACGGCGUGGGUACCCAUCGGAAAUGUUUCACUGGAAGGAGGCGGCUUGAUGUAUCUCGAGGGUUCGACCGAUAUUGGCAACAGGACAGAGGCUGAAUUUGCACGCAAUGCUCAUAAUCUUUCUGAUGAGGAGCGGGCUGGUGAUGUUAUUUUCCAUAAUCCCUGGAUGGUGCAUGCCAGCUGCAAGAAUAAAGAUCCGAAUAGUCAGAUCAGACUUGCAACCGAUCUGCGAUUUGUGAAUCCAGAGAAACCGUAUGACCAGCGAUGGAUGAAAGUAUAUCGUCCGCUAGACGGACUUUGA